CUGGUUGAGAACUUGAGAUACCUAACUGAGGCCGUGAGCGAAGAUGUUCAAGUCGCCGAGAUGGAGGAGUGAGAAAUAUAAGAUCAAAGCUGUAUUUAAAUUGCAGUUUCAGGCGACUCAGGUGCCUCAGUUGGGAUGGGAGACUUUGAUGGUAUCGCUGGUACCUGUGGACGUUGGGAAACCGACAGUGAGACUGGAGAAGGUGGUAGUUAAGAAUGGAACCUGUCGCUGGGAAAAUCCAAUCUAUGAGACAAUCAAAUUUGUCCAGGACCCUAAAUCAGGAAGACUUAACGAGAAAAUCUACCAGUUCCUUGUUUCGAAUGGGUCAUCAAAAUCUGAUCUUCUAGGUGAAGUCUCGCUUGAUUUUGCAGAUUACGCAGAAGCAAUCAAACCUUCUUCCGUUUCCCUGCCCCUUAAAACUUGUGACACUGGCGCAGUUCUGCAUGUUAUAAUUCAAAGAUUGCAGGGAGCUAGUGAUCAGAGCAGAGAGGUUAAAGAAAAUGGAGAUGUGGCAUCCAAGUCCCAAGACAGGAGCUUAAGAAGCCAGUUCAUCAAUUCUGAUACAGAAGAAGGCAGAAUAAAAAAUUCUACUGACGAUGGGCCUUUUGAUAAAGCCACAUUUCAAAGUACAGGAACCAAAGGAGAUCUCAGAGCAUUGUUGGUCUCUGAUGCUACAUUAGCAUCAGGUUCAGAGAGCAGCUCUGGACGAAAUACCCCUCAAGAGCUAGGGUUGAAGAAUAAUAGCACCCAUCAGGAUCCUACCAGCGUCUUGUCAUCUCUCAGCCACAGUUCUGAGCCUCAGAAGCCAAUCCUAAAUGCUGUCAUGGCUAACCACCAAGAGCAUCAAAGAUCAAAUACAGAGUGGUCAGUGAGUUCUGCUCCGGAUUGGAGUUUAGAUGGAUCCACAAGUUCUGAGGACGCCCUUCUGAAAGAAAGACCAUCACAAGAUUCAGAUAUCUCCAUUGAAAAGCUCAAAGGUGAACUUGUAGUUUUGGCAAGGCAGGUGGAAUUUUCAGAGUUGGAAUUGCAGACUCUCAGAAAGCAGAUUGUGAAGGAGGGCAAAAGGGGACAGGAUCUCUCAAGGGAAAUUGUUAGCCUCAAAGAGGAGAGGGAUGAACUUAGAAGAGAAUGUGAACAACUCAAGGCUUCACAGAAAUGUUUUGAAUCAGCAAAAGCUUCAAGAAGAUUGCAGUUUGAAAGUGAGGACCCAAAGGCUCUCCUAGAAGAGAUCAGACAAGAGCUGAAUUAUGAAAAAGACCUGAACAACAAUCUUCGUUUGCAACUACAAAAGACACAAGAGUCUAACUCUGAGUUGCUUCUUGCUGUGCAAGACCUAGAUGAGAUGUUGGAGCAGAAAAAUAAGGAAAUAUCCAUUCUUUCCAACAAGGUUGCCGUCAGUGAGAAAGCUGAAGAGUUGCAAGCAAUCUCCAGAAAUGAUACGGAUGGGGAUGAAGAAGAAGAACAGGCACUGGAGAUACUAGUCAAAGAGCAAGCACUGGAGGUACUAAUCAAUGAGCACAAUGAUGCCAAGGAAGUAUAUUUGCUUGAGCGAAAGAUUGUAGACCUGUAUAGUGAAAUAGAGGUCUACAGAAGAGAUCGAGAUGAGCUAGAGAUGCAAACAGAGCAGCUUGCCCUGGACUACGAGAUUCUGAAACAAGAAAAUCAUGCUAUCUCUUCAAAGCUAGAGCGAAGUCAACUGCAAGACCAAUUGAGGAUGCAAUAUGAUUGCUCAACCUCUCUGCCCACUAUAAAUGAACUUGAAGCCCAGGUUGAAAAUUUGGAGAAAGAACUCAAGAAGCAGGCGCAAGAAUUUUCAACUUCUCUGGUUGCUAUAAAUGAACUGGAAUCCCAGGUCAAGAGACUGGAGGAAGAGCUUGUGAAGCAGGCGCAGAGGUUUGAAGCUGAUCUGGAAGCCGUGAUACAUGCCAAAGUUGAGCAGGAACAAAGGGCCAUUCGAGCAGAGGAGGCCUUAACAAAAACAAGAUGGAAUAAUGCCAACACAGCAGAGCGGCUUCAGGAGGAAUUUAGACGGCUAUCCAUACAAAUGGCAUCUACAUUUGAUGCAAAUGAGAAGCUGGCAAUGAAAGCACUGAAAGAAACUGGUGAACUGCGUCUGCAGAAAGGCCAUCUGGAAGAAAUGCUUGAGAAAGCUAAUGAAGAGCUUGCUUUAAUCAAAGAUGACUAUGAAGCAAAACUGAUAGAGCUUUCAAAACAAGUGGAUUUGAAAACAGAAAAAGCAGAGCAGAUGUGGUUGCAACUAGAAGAUACAUCCACAAAGCUUGAACAUCAAAAGAAGUACGAGAAAGAAAGAUCUGACGCUUUCACAAGGGAAAUCAUAAAUCUCAGAGCUGAGAUCGAGAGGCUUACACGAGAGCUCAACAGAAUUACAAAACAGGCAGAGCAUCAAGAAGAAUUGAGAGCUGAGAUGGAACAACUGAAGGCAUCAAUCAACGAAGCAGAGAUGUUAGUACAAAAAGGAAAUGUGAAAAGAGAUGAACUGGAGAGAAGAAUAGCUUCAUUGACAAAGGAAGCAGAACAAUCACUGGAGGAGCUGGAUAACAUGAAGUGUUUGAAGGAUGAAAAAGAGAAAAUGGUUGGAAAUCUACAAUCAGAAGUGGACACUCUUAGAGCUCAGUAUGAUGACUUGAAACAUUCCUUAUUUGAGGAUGAGUUAGAGAAAGAAAACCUUAGGAAACAGAUUUUUCAUCUAAGGGCUGACCUAAGGAAGAAGGAGGAUGCCGUUACCACUAUCGAAAAGAAGCUCAAAGAAAACAGUGGACAAAUUCUGCCAUCAGAUGGGCCCAAACCGAUUUCAAGGAACAAUAAAUCUUCUCCCGUUUCUCGUGGCUCUAAGGAGGUUGCUAAUUUGCGUGAGAAAAUCAAAUUGCAGGGACAGGUAAAGCUAAAAGAAGUUGUGCUAGAAAACUUAACCAAUUCAUUCCUAGAGAGGGAGAAGGAUCUGUGUAACAAAAUUGAAGAACUAGAAAACAGGAUGGAAGAGCUCAGCCAGAACAGUACAAGUUUCUGUGAAGAACAAUUCCGAAAGGAGACCAAAGAUGCCAAGAAGACAAAUGCAAAUGCUAGCAAGUUUGAAAGAGGAACAAAGUCGCUGGAUUCCAAGAUGUGCACUAACACUUACAUGUCUGAUCAAAAUGGCAUUGACAAACCCAUCACUAGUGAGAGCGGAAUUUCCUCAGAGAAAGAACUGCAAGUCGCUACUAGCCGAAGUAGCGAUAAAGAGAACCCUGUUGAAUUGUUAAGUGAAAUGGCACUACUGAAGAAGAGGAACGAAUCUAUGGAACAGGAGCUAAAAGACAUGCAGGAAAGAUACUCAGAGAUAAGUCUCAAGUUUGCCGAGGUAGAGGGUGAAAGGCAACAGCUUGUAAUGGCCGUACGCAACCUUAAGAAUGCUAAAAAGAACUAAUUAGCAUUCAGUAAACAGGAUACCAUGUAUUGGUGAAGGAGGUGGCUCUUCAAAGUGAAAGAUCCAAGCUAAACACUGCCAUCCAAGGGCUUUCAG
Messenger RNA from Telopea speciosissima, 3520 nucleotides. Its product is annotated as intracellular protein transport protein USO1-like. NCBI's taxonomy places the organism in Eukaryota, Viridiplantae, Streptophyta, Magnoliopsida, Proteales, Proteaceae. The coding region runs from base 44 to 3424 and encodes 1126 amino acids. The transcript is spliced from 9 exons. The record is from RefSeq and is a predicted model, not a curated record.